AUGUCUGUAUCUGCCAAGACCGCUACCGGUAUCACAGCUGCGCUACAAAAAGAAGAUAUAGUUGGGGAUUUGUUUCCUGCAAGAGCCACUUCUUCUACUUUCAUCCCAGAAGGUUCUUUGUUGGUAGAUUAUUCUACUCCAAACACUACUGUUUCCCUAGGUAACGUUUUACCAACUGAAACCACUCAAGACGCUCCUACUUUCUUUUACAAACCUUUCGAUAAUGUCGACACUUCCUCACUUUAUACUCUGGUGAUGACUGAUCCAGAUGCUCCAUCCCGUACCGAUAAGAAAUUCUCUGAAUAUUGUCAUUAUGUAGUCACUGAUAUUAAAUUUACUAAUGCUAAUGAAGGCGGUGCUAUUGUUCCAGGCCAAGAUAACGUCGAGUUGCAUAGCUACAUUGGUCCAGGUCCUCCAAAGGGUACCGGUCUACAUCGUUACAUCUUUUUAUUACUAAAACAAGACUCAUCCGUUAAAAAUUUCUCUGAAGUUAAAGAAAGGUUUAAUUGGGGUUAUGGUGUACCAGGUGUUGGUAUCGAGCGUUGGGGUAACGAAAACAAUUUGAAAUUGAUUGCUGCUAACUAUUUCUUAGCCGAAAAUAAAUAA
This is a messenger RNA of Maudiozyma barnettii, 606 nucleotides long. RefSeq names its product YbhB/YbcL family Raf kinase inhibitor-like protein. The transcript has a single exon. NCBI's taxonomy places the organism in Eukaryota, Fungi, Ascomycota, Saccharomycetes, Saccharomycetales, Saccharomycetaceae. Gene Ontology annotation, biological process: regulation of proteolysis; regulation of Ras protein signal transduction. Gene Ontology annotation, molecular function: peptidase inhibitor activity; phospholipid binding. The record is from RefSeq and is a predicted model, not a curated record. Bases 1 to 606 code for a protein of 201 amino acids.